CCAGGCUAGUGAAUGAAUUUUUUUUUUUUAGUAUUGCGUGGGCGGAACGACCUAAACAGUGGUCAAUGGUAUAUAUUUUAACCAAUCGCAAAAUUUGUCUAUAGUAUUUACCGUAGAACGAAAAAAUGGCAGCAGAUGUUCCAUUUACAGAUGGCAACGACGAUUUGAACUCAAGAUUUGCCGAAUUGGAGCUUACUGAAGAGCACAUUGAUAAUGAACUGAACGCUCCAGAUGAAAAGCUAUGGUAUCAUGGAAGACUGGAUAGACAGUCAGCAGAAGAAUGCUUACUCAAAAAUGGGAAAGUUGGCAGUUACCUGAUACGAGAAAGUGACAGCAAGCCAGGGUCAUUUGUGCUGUCUUACCUCGGACAGUCUGGUCCUCCUACUCAUUUCAGGAUCAUUGCUAUGUGUGGAGAUUAUUACAUUGGAGGACGUCAAUUUGAGUCCCUAUCAGAUUUGAUCGGCUAUUACACAACAUGUUCUUGCUUAAUAAAAAAUGAGCAGUUGAGAUAUCCGGUUCCUCCAGCAGAGCCUGUAAAUGAUAGACGCAGGGUUUUGGCCAUGCUUUCCUAUAGAAAAAUGCCUGAAUCUGAUGAAUUGAAUUUUGACAAAGGAGAUACUUUUAUUGUCCAAAAUGAGCUUGAGAAUAAUUGGUUAUGGGUAACUGCAGAAAGAACUAAGGAAAGUGGCUUAGUACCUGCUCAAUUUGUUGAGGAAUUGACAUGCAAUGGAGACCCAGUGGAAGCACUUCCUUAUUUCCAUGGCAACAUUACAAAAGAUGAAGCAGUAGAUAAACUUUUAAAAGCUGGUGAAGGCAGUUAUUUAGUUCGACCAAGUGAAAACUCCCCUGGUGAUUAUUCAUUAUUUUUUCUUUGUGGAAAAGAAGUGAGGCGAUUUAGAAUUGACAAAAAAGGGCGCUACCUUCAUUUAGGAGGGAGAUAUUUUGACAGCUUGGAUGAUAUAAUCAAGCGUUAUACAUCAGAAGAAAUAGUGGAAGGGUCCAAACUAAUAUCAGCCGUGUACAGAUCUAAUAGACAUUUUAGUAAUAUAGAUGAUCGGUUUGAAGCAGUGGAUGGCACAGAUGAAACAUACUCCUCCAUCAGACAAAGCUCAGGACCAAGUUUGCUGACACGCAGCAAUGAUCGUAUUGAUAUGACUGGCUUUCUCAACAAACGCAGCGAUAGAAAAAAGAUUUGGAAGCCUUUCUACUUUGUUCUUAAUGGAACAGAUAAAUAUUUGUAUUAUUUUGAAAAUGACAAGAAAUCCAAACCCAAGGGAAUCAUUGACUUGAGUUAUAGUGCCCUCUACCCAGUUCAUGAUAGUCUUUUUGGAAGGGCAAACUGUUUUCAGAUAGUUAGUAACUAUGACAAUAUAAAUGAACAGAUUUGUUAUGUUUGUGCUGACAGCUCUGACUUGACACAGAAAUGGAUUCAGUUUCUAAAACCUUACUGUGACAACUCAAGAGGUACCCGAUCACCUGGUCACCAUGCUGCACUUAAAGAAUUUCACAAACUGGAAGUCAGUAUUCUAGAUGCUCACAGAUUUCCGCCUAAAUUUCUUAACCACCCUUACUGUGUUCUGGCCUUAAAUGGUGUUCGUGUUGGCAAGACAGAUGUGGGAGAAGGUUCAAAUCCUUUUUGGUCGGCUGGUUUCUUUUUAGAUGAUAUUCCACCAACAGUUGAAUCCUUUACUGUUCUGUUAUUCAACAAAAUAAAAAGAUUGAAAGAUACAGAGAUUGCUUCAGUGACAAUAUCCUUAUCAGAACUUUCGGGUAGAGGGUACGUUGAUGAUGCUUACACAUUACAGCCUGUUGCUGGCACUAAAUACGAAGUAGGUUCACUGCGACUGAAGUCACGUUAUCAGCAUGAAAUAAUUAUGCCCCAGGAUGAAUACACAAGCUUAAAAGAGUUAUUAUUAGAUGAUGGGUACGAGCAUAUUCUGACCUUAGCCCAAGUUUCUGGAGAAAGUGAACGUACAACACUUGCUUAUGCCUUGUUGCAAAUUUUUAGGCAUGAGAAAAAAGAGGCUGGACUUUUAUGUACAUUGAAUGAUAAAGAAAUUGAAAAAGAAGCUGAGGUCUCUACUCUAUUUAGAGCAGGCUCUUUAGCAACAACCCUGAUGGUGCAAUACAUGAAGAUGACUUCUACGGCUUUUGUUCAAAAAGCUGUUAAAGAAUCAGUUCAGAAAAUUGUUGAGCUCAAGCAAUCUUGUGAGCUGGAUCCUAAAUUCUUAGAGAAUUCAACUGAUCAGCAAUCAAAUUCUGAAUUUUUUCUUCGCCUUCUGACAGAGGUUGUGGAAUCCAUUUUUUCUUCUAUAGAUGUUUGUCCUGUCACACUACGCUAUGUAUGCAAUUGUUUACAAAAAAGAGCAAAAACAAAAUGGCCAGGUGAUGAAACUGUUAAAACUAGAGUAGUAAGUGGUUUUAUUUUUCUUCGGCUGCUUUGCCCUGCAAUUUUAAACCCAAAGUCUUUCAAUUUAGUUACAGAAAAUCCUUCUGAAACGGCAGCAAGAACACUCAAACUUGUAGCAAAAGCUUUACAAAACUUGGCCAAUCUUGUAGAUGUUGGACCAAAGGAAGCUUACAUGGAAGUGGUUCAACCUUUUGUCAAGAAGAACAAAGACAGAAUGAUUUCAUAUCUUGAUGAGCUUUCAAGUGUUCAACGUGAACCUUCAGUCCAUGAAAUACUACCUGGAGAUCCAGCCCGUGAAUUGGCAACUAUACAUCACUUGUGUGAUACUCAUUUGGAAGCACUUAAAGACAUUAUGCAAAGACAAGUUUCUACUAGAAAGAUUGUGGUUGUGACAGAAAUGCUGACUAAUCAUAAGAAGAGAUACAUGGGAGAUUCAUAAGACAAAAAGCCAAAUAAUUUCACCUUUUCUUGGAUUGGGUCGAAGACUGGAUUCUGCCUAAGAGUCAUCCUUUUGGCAAUAUAAUUACUUUUAUUGCUUGCCUCUUAGUCAGGAAGAGUUUCUAGUGAUUUCUUGCAAUGUAUAUCACACAAAAAAAAUGGCAAACUGAUAUAUGCCAACUUAAACAUGUAUGUAUAUAUAUAUAUAUAUUUAUAUAUGCAUAUGACCAGCACAACUUAAAUUGUGUCUAGUACAAGUUUGUAAAAAAAUGGUCAUGUCACUGGUAUUCAUAUGAGAUUAAUAUCAGGUAUUAACCUGUAUAUGUACAUAUACUGGUAUAUACCUUUUGAUCUGUCUAAGUAUACACACAUAUUUACAUACAUUCAUAUAGAAUACACACACACACACACAAAGGGAGCUUUUUAUGAUCCAAUGUUUUACAUAUAUAUAUUGGGCAAGGAUGGGGAGUGAUUGGUUCUUCUUCUACCAGAUCAUAUGUUAAGAUGGUAGAGGGUUAAGCAUUCCUUGAAAUCAAAAUCCAUUCACUUUUGGACAAAAUAUGUGUGUGUGUGUGUGCCCCAGCCUGGACAAGAUAUUGACUUAGGUCAACAUCAUCAAACCACUUCUGUGUAUCAGCAUGUACAGUAGUACUCUACCCUUUCUGGGGAUUUCAUUGUACUGGCAAUUUUUUUUUAAUUUGCAUGUUUUACCCACCCCUCCCUACUGUUUCAGGUGUUUUUUGUUUUUUUUUACAAACUUGAUUAUUUUAUUUUUCAUAAACAUACAAAAACAAGGACUAAAUGGUCAGAUAAUCACUUGUGACUGUAUUAUAGAUUUGUUGCUUUGAUUGUUUGUAGUCAGUUCUGCAAGAUAUGCCAUAUGUAAAUACUGUCGGUCAUUUUUUAAAUCUUGUUUGUUUUAAUAAGAGAAGGGCUGAGCAGAGUUGCUUACCUGAUAAACAUAAACAAGUGGUACAAAAGUGAUUAGAGUAAUAAUAGAUACAUUUUGAAAGGGGAUCACUUGGAUUAUUUUGUUUUCUUUUACUGAUAUAGAACUGAUGCAACUUAAAGAUUAUGUACAUUGUCUCUUUGCCUCACACAGGUAUUUGGUCCACUAAUUUUGUACAAUACCAGCAGUUACAAUGAAAAUCUUCUAUCUGAAUUUAUUUCUUUAGGUCAGUGUUUCCUAAACUUUUUCACUAACAGAACACUUAGCACAUUCUGAAUAUUUAGCGGGACACUUUGCCUAUUUUUUUUUUUCGAGAGAUUAAUUCACAUCGUGGCUUCUAGUUAAUUAUUACAGUAGUUUGCAGAACACCUAUUUAGGCCUCGCAGAACUCAAGGAGUUUGGGAAUCACUGCUUUAGGCCUAUUCUAUUAAAAGAUAUACCAGUCAAAAAUGUGUCAUAAAGUAGCUGUGAACUUGUUCUUUAUUACUCCCAUUUUUAUAGCUUUACCAAGUGGGAAAAAUAAACUUUUCAUUAAUAGACACUAUCUGUCUAAUACAAAGCUUACCUGGAUACUAGACUGGCUACUAGUAAUGUAAAACAAUAAUUAAUUAUUUGUAACAGGUGUGUGACAAGGUCUAGAUCAAGGCUACACAAGCUGCUAUUACUGCUCUGUAAGCCUAAUUCUAUUAUAUGGGCUUGGUAUUCAGGCAAUGUCGAGGGGUUAUGGUCUACCUUAUCUAGACUGUGUUAUGGACUAUACUAAGUUACAUUUUUGUAAUCAAUGUUGUCUGAAUUUUUACGUAUACGCUACAUUUAAAAAAAAACAAACUACUAAUUAAAAAUGUCCCACCAGUGCCAUUACAUUUUAUUCUUAAUAUCCUGAUAAAACAAAAUAAAAAAAUAUUUUUAUUUUCUUUCAGAAUGUCAUUUCAACACAUUUUAAUGACGAAAGCAAAUUUUUACGUAUUUUUUUCAUUAAAAUGUGAUUUUUUUCCCUAAUAUUCUAAAUAUGACAGAGUUUAGGAUAUUUGGGGUAAGAAUAUAAUUUUUGGCCACAAGCUGGACUCAUUAUGCAAAGUAGGCAGCUCUGUUAAUGCUGAUUUGGUUAAUUUACUUUUGUGAAUGCUGCCAGUUCAACUUAUAUCCUCAUGUAUGUACUAAAAUCCAAUUUUUAAAAUUAACUAUUUGAUCCUGCUUUAAAAAUGUUUUUAAUUUUCUAAAAAUUUUAGUUUUAAAAUAUAAUCCUUUAAUUACAAUUAUAUCUUUAAUAUAAAUAUUGCUCAUAUUGAAGUGGAAACAUGGUUGCAUUCAGUAUUUAAUCUACUUAUGGAUAUUUUCUAAUGUAACUAUUUUAGAACCUGACAGUCACAGUUUGAAAUGAUCAGUGGAGUGUUCAGAAGGUGAAACUGUUUAACAUAACUUUAUACCUCUAAAAUAAAAAAAUUGGAUAACAAGAUUAAGGUUUGUUUCACAAUAAAUUUGAAGAAACAAAUUUUUCAGAUUCUCUAGGUAGGGAAAAAAAAAGUAGUUGCUGUUUUUUCUUGACAAAUUCUGUUUUUGCUCUGUCAUGUGGUAUUGAAUGUUUUUCUUGACCAAAAAAUAAGGGCAAUUUAUUUCGAAAGAAUUAAGUUGGUCUCGUGAAGAUGUAUUGAACAAGUUAUGAUUGUUUCAUGGUUUUAUUUAUUUUAUAAAUUAAAACUAUACUGGUGCGUCUACAUUCAACAACUCACAUUGUUUGAAUUAAAGUGUGAAUUGUUUCAGAAAAUGUCAAUUAACUCAUAAAUCAUUAGAAUUAUGGAAAAACAAAUUAAUAAGUUAUUAUAUUUUCUACAUCAUCCUCUUCAGUGUAGCUGUUAGGUGCUGUGGUUAGUGUAGCUUUUAGGUGCUGUGGUUAGUGUAGCUUUUAGGUGCUGUGGUUAGUGUAGCUGUUAGGUGCUGUGGUUAGUGUAGCUGUGGUUAUGUAUCAUUCAAGUUUCCCUUAGACAUGUUUUCCAUAAAUAAGGUUUUGUAAAGUGCUCUAACUUUAUUGGUAGAAAUUGUGCUCCCAAUCUGAGGAUCUCCUCUUAACAUGUAUACCAAUUGUAGUUAGAAAUGUCAAGACCACAUCCUGUCCUUGAAUACUAAGCCUCAACAUUUGGUCAGCUAGAAACGCUCCAGUUUUGAUGUACAAAAGUGUGUGCUACUUACCAUGAAGUGAACAGAAAAGGUUUCAUUGAGUAAAUAUUUGUUGACCAGAUUUUUUGUUAUUCUACAUUGUGACAAUAACACUGUGACAUGAAGUUGCAUUUAUAAAUUAUAAUUUUGUUUGUUUGUUAUUGCUUCAAAUGACAUGUUCAUGCCUUUGACCUUAACUGUUAUCAUUUAAACCAUAUUUAUUGCAUUUUUCCUGUAUUUUUAACUUAACUGAUUCAUUGAUGAAUUGGAUACAAAAGACAUAAGCAUAUAGUCUAAAUUUGAAUGGCUGUAUGCAAACUUUGUGCCCAGACUUUUACUUUAGCUGUACAUUCUUUGUUGUUUAUUUUUUACUGUUCUAUGUUAGUUAAUGGAAGGUCAUCAUUCCAUCAACACACCAGUAACAUUUUGUAAUAGUAUGUUGAUCCAACACACACACACACAACUGUUGUUUAACAUUUGUGGCUUGUAACAGUGAACAUGUUUUUAUACCAAUUCCUACAACUGGUUCUCCUUGAAAGUGCCAUAGAGGCUGGGUGUCCAGUGAAGCAGAAGAGCAGUGAUUAGAAACUGUGGACAUUGCCUUAACUCUCACUGUAUUUCGUCCAUUUUGUUUGUAUAAAGAUGAAAGAAAGUUUGCAUGAACUAACACUAGAAUAAAAUAAUGAAAAGUUU
Molecule: messenger RNA, 6644 nt
Organism: Biomphalaria glabrata
Lineage: Eukaryota; Metazoa; Mollusca; Gastropoda; Planorbidae
Product: ras GTPase-activating protein 1-like
Exons: 24
Coding region: 126-2849 (907 amino acids)
Biological process (GO): regulation of GTPase activity
Molecular function (GO): protein binding
Source: RefSeq, a predicted model, not a curated record